GUUGCACUUGGUGCUCCAGGCCGCUAGGGGGCGGCGCUGCCGGCAUCACGUGACCGGGUGAGGAGGAGGAGGCGGCGGUGGCGACGGCCGUUGGGAUUCGCUUCAGCCGGAGCACAUGCAGCAUGUCCACUGCACCAUUCCUGACCAUUAUUCAGGGGGAGGCCUCUGAGACAGACUCUGACGAGGAGCUCUAUCUCACAUCCACGUCGCCACCAUGCAUCUUGCAGACGGGAGCGAAAGUGGCCGGAGAAGCAUCGGAAACGGACGACGAAGAUUCGGUCAGCGUAGAGUCUGCGACAGCGCAAGACAUCCAACAGGCCAUUCAGCAGAGUCUGCCACCGCUGGUCGUAGUGCGUGACAAGCAAGCGGAGGUCCUGACCGUGGUGGAGGAGAAGCCGGUUGUGAAGAUUCGCCAUCAGGGUCGGUACAGCAGUUUGCUGCAGCAGAAACUGAGGGAGAGCAAUGUGCGUCUUAACCACAACGUGGAGCAGGCCGUCAAACAGAUGUACGAGAAUGCCACCAAGGAGAUUCGCACCGCCACCAGCCACCUCAGCACUUCCCAGAAUGGCAUCAUUAACGCUUCGCACAGCAUCCGGUUAAUCCUGGAUGACUUAAAAUCAGUGACAGAAAAGAUGGACAUAAUCACAAGCUGCAGCUUGCUCCCCGACAUCCAGAUUCCACCUCGUCAGCAAGUUUAGUGCAUGUUUGACUUAGUUUACAGAGAGUUAAACUUUAGUUAUGAUUUCAAGGCUCUAGGCUAUCUCAGUAGUGGAGUGCCUCGGGCAAAUUACGUGUGCUGACUACUUGAAUAAUUGCAUUUCAGAUGAAUACAAAGGUACCGUGCCCUAGUGAAGCAGCUACUUAGAGUGGAUUCUUUACACUGAGCUCAGGAAUUUCUGUGUGAAUUGUCUUGUGGCAUUUUACCUAUCACAGCUUAAUGAGACCUAACACACGUGAAAGAAGUUAAGAACUAUGCAAGUAAAGUGUGAAGCUAAGUUAUGCCAUUGUUUUUCCAGUUUAUCGGUAUUGUGAACCAAAGGAAGGAAAAUAUCUCAGAUAUGCUUCAAACUUGCUACUUCAAACCGAUAUGCCUCUUGCAUGACACCCUUAACUCACUGACACUAAUUAUUUGCAGUAUUACUAAUUGUAUGCACUAACAAUCCAUCAUAUUUUAGAGCUCAAAUUCGCUCAGUCUUUAGGCCAUAUCCACCUCCUGAUCGGCUUCUUUAUAGCUCAGACAUUAUCCUGUUUAUUAUUAUGUUUUGUUGAAAUAAUAAAGACUUCUCUGGAAUGGGUUUAUCAUUGCAUCUGGUAAUUAAGUUAUGCUGAACAGUCAACGAUCUGACACACUCAGUAGGCCUGAUGUUCAUGAUAUCAUAUUGCAUGUGCAUUGUGAUGAUGCCACGAGUUGGACUAAAUUUUACCUUAUAUAUAUGUUGAUAUAACGAUUCUGAAUGUACCAGUAAACCAUUUUUGCACAUUU
This is a messenger RNA of Leucoraja erinaceus (little skate), 1483 nucleotides long. It is a transcript of the gene bloc1s3, whose product is annotated as biogenesis of lysosomal organelles complex-1, subunit 3. Gene Ontology annotation, cellular component: BLOC-1 complex. The record is from RefSeq and is a predicted model, not a curated record. The coding region runs from base 123 to 698 and encodes 191 amino acids. The transcript is spliced from 2 exons. NCBI's taxonomy places the organism in Eukaryota, Metazoa, Chordata, Chondrichthyes, Rajiformes, Rajidae.